AUCUCUCUCUCUCCCUGAUCAUCAAUCACUCCUUUAAAUCACCAUCAAAGAAAUUCCAAUUUUCUCGGAUUUUCUUUCUAAAUUUUAAUUCUUACAAUCCCUAAAACCCUAGCCCUCUUUCACGCAACUCAGCUCAUAGCUCAAGCUCCUCUGUUCCUGCCUGAGAUUGUUUCAGACAGUGAUUUUGAUGACUCUGCUGAAACACAGCUGCUGCAGACAAGCUUAAACGAAGCCGUAUCUACUGACUUUGAUGGUGAAAUAUCAAAAACCCUAAUUUAAUUCAUUUUAUUUAUUUUUCCUUGAUUUUUCCUCUGAGGGUUUUAAUCAUCAAUGCUUACACAGUACAGUGGGUAAAACUUCAAAUUCCCAAACUUUUUACUCCUUUAAAUCCCAAGAAAACCCACACACACAAAAAUAAAUAAACCCUUUAGAAUUUUAAAUUUUGAGGGGAACCAAAAAAAAAAAAGCCCUAAAUGCUUAUAGAGAAGAAGCUUAGGAAUGAGAUUAUUAGAGAUGAUGAAAUGAUCGGAGAUCUGAUGAAGAACAACAACAAUGGAGACGUCGUGGAUAACAACAACAACAACAACCGGUUAAGCCGGUGGCAUCACAACUCCUCAAGGAUCAUUAGGGUUUCGAGAGCUUCCGGCGGCAAAGAUCGACACAGCAAAGUCUGGACUUCCAAAGGCCCACGUGACCGGCGUGUCCGGUUAUCAGUCUCCACCGCUCUUCAGUUCUACGAUCUUCAAGACCGGUUAGGUCUCGAUCAGCCCAGCAAAGCCGUCGAAUGGCUAAUCAAAGCUGCUGAAGAUUCCAUCUCCGAGCUCCCUUCGCUCAACAACACGAAUUUUCCGAUGAACAAUGACGACGACAAUCAGAUUCCGACAGGAACUGUUGCUGCUAAUUCGUUGUCUAAAUCGGCUUGUAGUAGCAAUUCGGACACGAGCAAGAACUCUUCUGGUCUGUCUCUCUCGAGAUCGGAGCUGAGGGAUAAAGCUAGAGAACGAGCUAGAGAGAGAACAGCGAAAGAGACCAAGGAGAGAGACCACCACAGUACUACUACUACUACUUCGUUUACCGAUCUGUUAAAUUCCGGUUCGGAUCCGGUUAACGCAAACCGGCAAUGGAUGGCUCCUUCUUCUUCGUCGCCUCCUCCUCCUAUGGAGUAUUUCAGCUCGGGUUUGAUUCUCGGGUCGGGUCAAACCCAUUUCCCGAUCCAAACAAACUCUCCUCACCCUUUCUCUUCGUCGUCACCUCAUCAAGAGUUUUCCUUCGUUCCCGACCAACUGAUGUCUCCGGCAGGAGCCAGCGGCUUCAAUCUCGACUUCAACAUGUCGACGACAACCUCCACCGCCGGAGCGUUCAGUGGUUUCAACAGGGGGACCCUUCAGUCCAAUUCAACAAAUCAUCAGCAUCAUCAGUCUUUUCUAGCUAAUCUCCAGAGGUUUCCAUCAUCAGAAGGUGGUGGUGGUGGAGGUCCACAGUUCUUGUUCGGUACCGGUGCACUGCCUGCAGAGAAUCACCACCUGCAUCAUCACAACAACCAUCACCAGUUUCAGCUUUACUAUGAGAAUGGACGCAGAAACUCAGACCACAAGGGCAACGGCAAGAACUGAUGAUGCUAUUACCCAUUUGCAUCUUUUUCUUUAUUUGUUUUUUUUUUGCUUUAUUCAUCACCCAACUGUCAAUCUUCUUCUUGGUUUAUCUUCUGAUAAUCUUCCUUAUUGUGUGUUAAAUCUGUUUAGGGGUUUCCCUUUUUUGUUUAAUGGUCCAAUUUGGAAAUCUUUUUGAAUUGGGUUUUGUAAUGUUGUAUUUGUGAUAAUAUCAUUUUGUUUCUGGAAUAUUACUGUAUUAUUUUUUUGUAUGAAUUUUUUUAUUUCUUUAGUUAA
Raphanus sativus (radish) is the source of this 1886-nucleotide messenger RNA. RefSeq names its product transcription factor TCP2. Gene Ontology annotation, cellular component: nucleus. Gene Ontology annotation, molecular function: sequence-specific DNA binding; DNA-binding transcription factor activity. The record is from RefSeq and is a predicted model, not a curated record. The transcript is spliced from 2 exons. Bases 474 to 1613 code for a protein of 379 amino acids. NCBI's taxonomy places the organism in Eukaryota, Viridiplantae, Streptophyta, Magnoliopsida, Brassicales, Brassicaceae. Gene Ontology annotation, biological process: regulation of secondary shoot formation.